AUGGCCAACACCCAGGUUAUUCCUGAAGGCGGUACCUGGUUUGAUACUCUCAAGAGGGGCUUUGAUGCCGUCCCUGUCGCCGACGAUAACGCGAUUUCAACCUCCGAGUUCCUCGAAGCCGCUGAGUCUUUGACUACGCUCUUUGUUGCCUUCACUCCAGUGAAAAAUGACCUUCUGGGCAACAUCAAGAAAAUCAGAGAUAGACAGCUUGCGGCACCCGCAGAAUCAGAAACUCUGCAAGCCCUCGUUCUUAAUGAAAUAAAAGCUAAAAAGAACACUGCUAGUGUUGGUUUCCUUUGGCUUGUCCGGGGUCUUGACUUCACUGCUAAAGCCCUUCGCCAUAAUAUAUCCUUUCCUAAUGACGAAUUGUCCACUUCAUUCCGUGCAGCUUACGGUGACACCCUGAAACCACACCACAAUUUCCUCGUGAAACCUAUUUUUGUCGCCGCCAUGGGAGCAACCCCCUAUCGCAAGGAUUUCUAUGCUAAACUGGGAAAUGAUACUGCCAAGUGCCAGGCAGCUCUGGAGCUGUCUACAGCUUCGUUGGAGAAAAUUGUGUCCAUCCUUAAGGAAUUCCUGGAGACACCAGAGGUGAAGAAAGCGUGUUCAUAG
This is a messenger RNA of Histoplasma mississippiense, 612 nucleotides long. RefSeq lists its product as hypothetical. Gene Ontology annotation, biological process: ceramide transport; intermembrane lipid transfer. Gene Ontology annotation, cellular component: cytoplasm; cytosol; membrane. The record is from RefSeq and is a predicted model, not a curated record. Gene Ontology annotation, molecular function: ceramide 1-phosphate binding; ceramide 1-phosphate transfer activity. Bases 1 to 612 code for a protein of 203 amino acids. The transcript has 4 exons. Lineage: Eukaryota; Fungi; Ascomycota; Eurotiomycetes; Onygenales; Ajellomycetaceae.